AUGGCGGCGGAAGGAGGUUCAGAUCAAUUCAUCGACAUCGUUAAGCUCUCUCCUCCGGCAAAGUUCCCGGCGGCAUUCCCCCAGGACCUCAAGGUGGCUCCCUCCUUGAAGCGCCGCCGUUCUGGCGGUGACACGUGGGUGGUGUCAGUGUUCGUGAUCAUCCACGUGGGCGUCUUCAUCGCAACGAUGCUGGUCAAUGAUUGCUGGACGAACUCCAACGGCGACUGCGCCCUAAAAACCCUCGGAAGGUUCUCCUUCCAACCUCUCUCUGAGAAUCCUCUCUUAGGCCCUUCUCAGUCCAAAUUAGAGGAAAUGGGAGCGCUUCGGAGGAAUUUCGUGACAGAGUAUCACCAAACUUGGCGUCUUUUCACCUCUCCAUUUCUUCAUGCUGGGCUCUUCCACCUCCUCCUCAAUCUCUGCAGUAUCAUCUUCAUCGGAAUUCACCUAGAGCGCGAGCUUGGACCGUUACGGAUUGGUGUAAUCUAUGCAAUGUCUGCAUUUGGGGGAGCCUUGAUGGCUUCUCUUUUUCUUCAGCACACCCCAGCUGUUGCCUCUUCCGGGGCUUUGUAUGGGUUACUCGGAACUUUACUCUCUGAGCUCAUUUGGAACUGGGAAUUACAAACCAAAAGGGUUUCAGCAAUAGUCUCUUUUGUCUUUGUAUUUGUUUGCAAUUUCAUCCUUGGCUUUCUGCCUUAUGUGGACAACUUUGCGAGCAUUGGAGGUUUCGUAUCAGGGUUCCUUCUUGGAUCUGUACUUCUACUCAGCAGAAACCUUGAACUGCCAAAGGUUCCAAUCAAAGGAACUCUCUUUGAUUAUGGUGUCAAGAGUUACAUCAAGUUAAAGUUGAAGCAAAACGUGGACAGACCGGUUCUCAGGAUUGUUUCUUUUAUCCUCUUUAGCCUGAUAUUGGCCGGUUGUCUUGUGGCAGUUCUUCACGGGAUCAACAUCAAUAGUUAUUGCACAUGGUGCCCAUAUGUUGACUGUAUCCCUUAUACAAGCUGGCACUGCCAAAAUGGAGAAACCUCUUGUAAGACAAUGGUGAGCGAUGAUCAGAUGACAUUGACCUGUAUGGGGAAUGGAAACUUCAGGGUCUUUCCUUUUACGAACAUCUCUCGGACAAGGAUCAGUGAUCUAUGCAAUCUGAUAUGCUGAUGAAACUACAAGUUUCAAUGAUCACUUGUGCCACAAAUUACUUGGGAAAUGCUGGAUAGCUGAAUGAUAGCUUUGUAUCUUGCCAUUUUUUUCAUGUUCUUUUUUCCCAGAGAUGGAGCUAUAGGACCUCAUUUAGAAGCUUGAGCAAGUUCGGUGUAACACAAGAUGAAUCCUAUU
Arachis stenosperma is the source of this 1329-nucleotide messenger RNA. RefSeq names its product RHOMBOID-like protein 8. Gene Ontology annotation, cellular component: membrane. Gene Ontology annotation, molecular function: serine-type endopeptidase activity. Lineage: Eukaryota; Viridiplantae; Streptophyta; Magnoliopsida; Fabales; Fabaceae. Gene Ontology annotation, biological process: proteolysis. The record is from RefSeq and is a predicted model, not a curated record. The transcript is spliced from 6 exons. Bases 1 to 1152 code for a protein of 383 amino acids.